This is a messenger RNA of Stegodyphus dumicola, 2560 nucleotides long. RefSeq lists its product as uncharacterized. Lineage: Eukaryota; Metazoa; Arthropoda; Arachnida; Araneae; Eresidae. The record is from RefSeq and is a predicted model, not a curated record. Gene Ontology annotation, molecular function: zinc ion binding.
CGCAGCUCGAACGUGAUUGGUUACUUUAGCUCCUUUCGUCAACCCUGCUUUGUUGUCAAGGUCUUCAAUCGGUUUCUACCUACCAGCUGUAUAGUGCGCCAAGCGUAGAAAUCCCCAUCUAGUUCUGAGUUUCGGUAGAGAAUAUAUUGUAGUUUUCAAUUCUUUGAAAUUGACGUUCUCUUAAAUUGGCGUUAUUAAAGGAGCAUAAUUUCUCCCUGACCAACCAAGUACAAAAUUUUGGUUCUUCAGAUAUGAAUGUUGUCAAAACUUGUAUACACAUAUAUAUGACAUUCAACUUUGUUACAUGACGUUUGAUCCUGCCUGAUUUGUUGCCUGUAGUUAAAGCUACCUGUUAAAGGCUACUAUGUGCAAACACAAAUCAGGUGGAAUGAGCAAGCCAUCGGGAGCUACCUCUCAAGGUGGUCUCACUGAGAGAACAACUGCCUCAUUUUCUAGUCAUAAUUGUCCUCAAAAUGCUAGUGGAGCCUCAAGUUCCCAAGUUUCCAGUGCUACAAGUGUAAAUACAGAUUCAUCAUACAACUCUCAAAUGAGGAAUUUUACUGUGGUACCUGCUGCUUCAAACUCUAAUGCUGAAAGCUGCAAUAUUUCUUGUGAUACGCACAUCUUUCUUCCAAAUGAUGAAGCACAACAGUGCUCUGGUGGGAAAAAAUAUGAAAAUAUUUCAUUCAUUCCAAAUGUUCAAGAAGUGGAUUGCCAUGACUAUGGGGAGUCGGAUGAGGAUGAUACUGAACAGUCGCCCAUGCUUAUGAAAGAAACAUGUGGAAUGUAUUGUACUCCUGCAGAAACCUGGACUCCUAAUAUGCUUUCUGAAAUGGAAUUCAAUAAGGAUAUCUUGAAACCCAAGCAUUUUAAUCCAUGUGAUCCAUAUCCACAUUCUAAUACCGAAAGAAGAGACAGAAAUAAAGCUAUGAACUGUGAUAAUUUUUCAUCUUACCAUAACUUUCAGCCUCAAAGUACUUUUCAAGAGCCGAUAUCUUAUUUAUCGACACAACGUGGUGCAAUGGCUUGUUCUAAUUACUUUGAAAAUGCAAUUAGUGAUUAUGAUGAUUCUCAGGCAGCUGAUUUAAGUGACUAUACAUAUGCAACGAAGUCCAAGAAGUGGUUUCUCAAUCAAAAAUGUAAAAGUGCAGAUAGUGAACCUGAUUCUUUUGCUGGUCGUAUCCCUGCUAUUUGCAGUCAAGCCAUGCCUGCAAUCAGUUACACAUAUGUUCAAGAUCAAAGUACAAAUAUCCCUAGACCUCUCAUGAGUGAUAGUAAUAAUUAUCUGAAACCCACUUAUGUUAAUGGCAUUGAUCCAGUUGCUGGACCAUCUGGUAUACAAAGACCUAGCAGUAUCAAUUGGGAAAUUGGUACAAAUAAUAGAGAUGGAGAAUUCCGUAGUAGAAGUUACAGCCUCACACCUACAGUGAAUUUUGCAGUGUUUGAAUCUGAAUCUUCCAGUGAAGCAGAAGAUGUCCAAGAGCCCACCAUAUCUCAACCUGCAGAUGUUCCUAUGAGCAAUGAACUCAGUAUAAAAACUAUGGAUGAUCCAUUUGAAUUAUCCAUGAUGUCAUUAGGAAAAGUAAUUCCCAUUUCCCCUUCAGCUGCUCAACUCAGCAUAGCCAGUAGUUAUGGAGAAAAUGGAUCUCCUAUAUGCAAGAUCUGUCAUAUGACAGCAAGAGAAAAUGAUCCAUUAAUUUCUCCAUGUAGAUGUUCUGGUACAAUGCAAUACAUUCAUUGUGGCUGCCUUAUGAGGUGGUUAGAAGUAUGUCAUAAACGUGGCCGCAGACCUGCCAGUUGUGAACUUUGCCAGUAUCAAUAUCAUUGGCAUAAAAAAUUCAAGGUUCGACAUUGGAAGUUACCACCAUGUUCUAGAAAAGAUAAAGUCCUUCAUCUCUUAUUUUUCUUGGCUGUUUUGCUGAUGGUUACAUGUGCAUCCAUAACAGUCUUAUGUUUUAAGCAGGACAAUGGGACCAAAAUUGACCCUAAUCGUACAGAACUGACUCAUUCAGAGAUAGUGACUCUUGUAUGUGGAGUGUUAUUUUUUCUUGCAUUUUUUAUUGCUAUGUAUGUGGAAGUAAAAUCUCAUGAUACUUUAUAUCAAUUGCUAGUCAAGUUUAUACACAUAAAUCAACAAUGGUACAUUGAUGAAUAUGAGAAAAAGGAAACUGCACCGGUAGCAGUUUGACAUUAAUGAUAAUAUGAGAGCAUUUCUUAGCUCUCAUAUUAUCUACAUAAAACUAGAGGAGCAGUAUUCCUUUCAGAACUCCUCCAAUUGAACUUGCUUAAGCAUUUUAUAAGAAUUUCUCUAGAAAUACAUAUUAAAUGAAUAUUCAUUUUUUCUAUUUCUAGUUCUUUCUUGAUCUCUUAAAAAUUUUUUGCAUCCAAAGUAUACAUUUGCAUGUUAAUAGUAUUACUGUUGUAUUACUUGAAUGAUGUACAUAUUUUUCAACUUAACCCUGUAUUAGCUGAUUGUAAUUUUAGUACUUUCACGUCUUAGGAAUUUGAAGUUAUCAGCAUUAAUACAAUAGUGUAUAAUAAAACUGAAAUUUUUACAAAA